Molecule: messenger RNA, 792 nt
Organism: Parascedosporium putredinis
Lineage: Eukaryota; Fungi; Ascomycota; Sordariomycetes; Microascales; Microascaceae
Source: the annotation of a GenBank genome assembly
AUGAGGGAUGUAGACAAAGCUAAGGGAGGUUGUGUUCGCACGGCUCCUCUGGCCCCAGUCUCCGCCAACCCCGGAAACUUGUUCCGAGCAGACUUUCAUCAUCCCCUCACGUACCCCGACAUAUCUCUUGGCGCCAAGGACAUUGAGCGGAUCGGCUAUGGCGGGGACGUCUGGGAGGUCCGCGUCGAUCUCCUGAGCGAUGCGCAGCACCCGCUGGGCGCCACCAACCUUCCGAGUUACGAAUACGUUCGCCAACAAGUGCGGAAGUUCCCGGAUGACGCCGUGAACGAGGCCCUUGCGCUGAUGCUACUCGCCGUGGAGCUGAACUGUCUUUACAUUGACGUCGAGAUCGAGUGGCCCCAACAGGCCAUCGACGCGCUCGUCGCCGCCAAGGGGGCCUCCAAGCUUGUCGCUUCUUUCCAUAGCUGGACUGGAGAUAUUCGAUGGACAAAGUUAUACAUCGCGGGCUCUGAUGAGAGCGGUGUGCAGUUUGCCGUGCAGGCUCAUAGACUUGGGCUCGACGAGCUAGGCUUACCGCAUCGGGUUUCUGUUGUUGACAGGACGUCCAUUGAAAGAACCGUCAAAGGCCCCGCCUUUGGAGGUGCCGCGGCAUUUGAUGAUCUAGCAUCUGAUCUCAGUGAUUUUGUCGACGAAAUCUCCGACUCCGCCACCAAAAGCGGGCUCGUGGACACAGUACACUGUAGCACAGAUUCCUCCGAGGACACUGUGCUAAAUCAUCAGUCCUUCGCCGCCGGAAAUAUGCACGGGCUCGGGAAGUUGCAAGACGGCUAG